AGCCUGGUUUCCAGCUGAGUGCUUGCUCUCUCACAGUGUGUGUGUAUGUGUGAGUGUGAGUGUGUGUGUUGUCAUUAUUAUCCACUCUGCUCCCAGCUCAGAAUGGCCAGAUUCACUCAGACUGAAACAAGAAGGCAGCAGCAGCAUCCUCAGCAGCAGCAGCUCCAUCAGCAGCUCCAUCACUACUCCAGCCUGGUUUUCACCGGACCGGAGGCACCACCGACCCAACCACCACCGACCCAACCUCCACCACUACUACUGAUCCCACAUCAGCACCAGUACCCUCAGAUCACAUCUCCGAAACCCAUGAACGGGUCAGAACCCAUUUCAAUUCAUCCGGAGAGCGGCAACAUGAAAGACCAAGAUGCCAUUAAGCUGUUUAUCGGGCAGAUACCGCGCAACUUGGAGGAGAAAGACCUGAAACCUCUGUUUGAACAGUUUGGGAAAAUCCACGAACUGACAGUUCUCAAGGACCGAUACACCGGCAUGCACAAAGGUUGUGCAUUCCUCACCUACUGCGCCCGAGAGUCGGCCAUCAAAGCCCAGAACGCCCUCCAUGAACAGAAAACACUGCCAGGGAUGACUCGCCCCAUCCAGGUGAAACCGGCUGACAGCGAGAGCCGUGGAGAAGACAGGAAGUUGUUUGUUGGGAUGCUGAACAAACAACAGACCGAGGAGGAUGUUUACCGCCUCUUCGAACCCUACGGAGUCAUCGAGGAGUGCACGGUCCUAAGAGGUCCUGACGGAAACAGCAAAGGUUGCGCCUUUGUCAAGUUCUCCACACAUACUGAGGCUCAGUCUGCAAUCAGCGCCCUCCACGGCAGCCAGACCAUGCCAGGUGCUUCCUCCAGCUUGGUGGUCAAGUUUGCCGACACAGACAAGGAGCGCACCAUCAGACGUAUGCAGCAGAUGGUUGGGCAGUUUGGCAUCUUCAACCCAGCCAUCGCUCUUCCCUUCAGCACCUACAGCUCUUACGCACAUGCGCUCAUGCAGCAGCAGGCAGCCAUCAUGGCAGCAAGCCACGGAGGUUACCUCACGCCAAGUGUGGCUUUCCCCGCCACGCAGAUCCACCAGAUGGGGGCGCUCAACAUCAACAGCCUCCCACCCACCCCCAUGACCCCGGUGUCGGGUGAGUUUCAUCAAGCCCUGGAAACAUGGCGGAGCAACAUGAUGGACUUCGUGGAGAGAGGACACCCUCCAUAUGUAGAUAUAAACGGCUCAUUCCAAGCAGGCCUCAGUUCUCCACCAGCCAACAUCACCACCUCCGUGCCCAGCAUCGUCACGCCACUCGUCAACGGAUUCACCGGCAUCCCUCAUCAUCAGCCCAACGGACACCCCGCUGUGGAGACUGUGUACACCAACGGCCUGCCGCCCUACUCCACCCAGAGCCCCAGCGCCGCCGACACCCUCCAGCAAGCCUUCACCGGAGUACAGCAAUACACAGCGAUCUACCCCGCCACCACGCUGACUCCCAUUGGCCAGACACUGCCCCAACCACCCCAGGUCAUCCAGCAGCAGCAGCAGAGAGAAGGUGAGGGUCCAGAGGGUUGUAACCUGUUCAUCUACCACCUGCCACAGGAGUUUGGAGACAAUGAACUCAUGCAGAUGUUUCUGCCCUUCGGCACCGUCAUCUCCUCUAAAGUCUUCAUGGACCGGGCAACCAACCAGAGCAAGUGCUUCGGUUUCGUGAGCUUCGACAACCCUGCUAGUGCACAGGCAGCUAUCCAAGCCAUGAACGGCUUUCAGAUCGGGAUGAAGAGGUUGAAAGUCCAGCUAAAGAGACCGAAGGAUGCCAGCCGCCCUUACUGACACAGCCUACCUUCAGUAUUCAUUGCAGCAGCACAGGUUUUAGAGGACACGUGAAGAUAUCUCGGAGGAGUUAAACUUUUUUUCUUUGAAAGCAAAAUAUGUUUUAAAAAAAAUCAACACAUAAGGAAUUUUUUGAAGACAUAUCAGCAUUUACUUAUGAAGAUAUAGGUUACGGCGGGAAAAAGGAAGAUGCGAAAGAGGAGGCGGCGCUCCACCGGGGGACUUAUCAGUAACAGAUGGCACAGUGCAAGAAAGACGGAGAAGAAAAAAAAAAACUGAAAAAAGAUGUGAUGAGACUGAACAACAGAACUUUUUUUCUUGUUGAGACUUGAAUUGUUAAUUAAGCAACAAACUAACAAACAAAAAAGCAGCAACAACAAAUAGAUUUCUAUAUACAUAUUAUAUACACAUAUAUAUAAGGAAAGAGGCGCUUGUGGCUUUUACUGUACUGGACAAAUGAGGGUUAAAACUUGAAGAUCAAGAAAAACAGUGGAAAAAAA
This is a messenger RNA of Sebastes umbrosus (honeycomb rockfish), 2309 nucleotides long. It is a transcript of the gene celf5a, whose product is annotated as cugbp, Elav-like family member 5a. Gene Ontology annotation, biological process: mRNA splice site recognition; regulation of alternative mRNA splicing, via spliceosome. The record is from RefSeq and is a predicted model, not a curated record. Bases 46 to 1809 code for a protein of 587 amino acids. Gene Ontology annotation, cellular component: ribonucleoprotein complex; cytoplasm; nucleus. The transcript has 13 exons. Lineage: Eukaryota; Metazoa; Chordata; Actinopteri; Perciformes; Sebastidae. Gene Ontology annotation, molecular function: mRNA binding.